Messenger RNA from Cercopithifilaria johnstoni, 558 nucleotides. Lineage: Eukaryota; Metazoa; Nematoda; Chromadorea; Rhabditida; Onchocercidae. The record is from the annotation of a GenBank genome assembly.
AUGGCGACAAUUGGAUUGGGUGAUGUAAUGCCUUCAAAUCUUGAACAUAAUCCAAUGAUUGCUAUAAUAUUUCCUAUUGGUUUAACACUUUUAUCAAUUGUUAACAGUAAUGGAUAUAAACAAUUAGAACAUUGCCUAAUUAAUGCAACAAUUAAUUUGGAAUCGUUUUUUGAACGAUUAUUGCAUCGAUCACGGGGACAUAUGGUAUUUCAAUGGUUAGCACCAAAUAUUGAGUUACUAACUAUUGCAUUACCAAUUUUUAAUGAUGAUAUGAUAUUUCGUGAUGAGAUUUUGCAAUCAACGAUAGAUAACUAUGAAGUGAAUGAUGAUCGUAAUAUGAAAGCACACGAGGCCACUUUGGGGAUUUUUUCGUCGGCUUGUUCUAAUGAUAAUUACAAUGAAAAUAUGCGAAUAAAAUGUGGUAUGAGAAUGUUACCAGAUAUUGAUAAGACAUGUGAUUUGAAUCAUACAACUGGAAAGAAAUUAAUACAACGAACAUUUACAUAUACUCCGAAGAUACAAAGUGUCAAACGUAUUCGAACAGUAAGUGGUACAUGA